This is a messenger RNA of Protopterus annectens (West African lungfish), 550 nucleotides long. It is a transcript of the gene RPS24, whose product is annotated as ribosomal protein S24. The transcript has 6 exons. Gene Ontology annotation, molecular function: structural constituent of ribosome. Lineage: Eukaryota; Metazoa; Chordata; Ceratodontiformes; Protopteridae. Gene Ontology annotation, biological process: translation. Gene Ontology annotation, cellular component: ribosome. The coding region runs from base 68 to 463 and encodes 131 amino acids. The record is from RefSeq and is a predicted model, not a curated record.
GGCGUUAUCAUUGGCUACGUAUAUCCUGCUCUUCCUUUUCGCGUUGUCGCUUCACUUAACAGCCAAAAUGGGUGACACGGUAACAAUUCGAACCAGGAAGUUUAUGACGAACCGUUUGCUGCAGCGAAAGCAAAUGGUUGUUGACGUCCUUCAUCCUGGUAAGGCUACAGUCCCAAAGACUGAAAUUAGGGAGAAGCUGGCCAAGAUGUACAAAACCACUGCAGAUGUUGUGUUCGCUUUUGGUUUUCGAACUCAAUUUGGAGGCGGUAAAACAACAGGAUUUGCAAUGAUAUACGAUUCUCUUGACUUUGCAAAGAAGAAUGAACCAAAACAUAGGUUAGCUAGGCAUGGUCUGUUUGAAAAAAAGAAGACUUCAAGAAAACAGCGCAAAGAACGAAAAAACAGAAUGAAGAAGGUCAGAGGCACAGCAAAGGCUCAAGUUGGGUCUUCCAAGAAGAAAUGAGGUGAGUGAGACUUGCCUUUGGAUCUUCGCAACUGAGAAGAUGGUGUUUUUUCUGUCAUCAAAUAAAUUGUAUAGUAAAAUCUAAAA